Molecule: messenger RNA, 1361 nt
Organism: Notechis scutatus (mainland tiger snake)
Lineage: Eukaryota; Metazoa; Chordata; Lepidosauria; Squamata; Elapidae
Product: leukocyte elastase inhibitor-like
Biological process (GO): negative regulation of endopeptidase activity
Molecular function (GO): serine-type endopeptidase inhibitor activity
Source: RefSeq, a predicted model, not a curated record
GUAAAAGCAAUCUCAUAACAACCAAAGUCAAGCAGCCGCCAGUCAUGGAUUUGAGUCUCACCAGGCAGUCACUUUCCAAAGCCAUUACUACCUUUGCCUUGGAUCUUUACAAUAGGUUAAAUUCCAAUAAACUUUGCAAAAAUGUUUUUUUCUCCCCUGCGAGUAUUUCAACGGCCCUGGGCAUGGUUUUAAUUGGUGCAAGUGGGAAUAGUAAAAUGCAGAUUGAAAAGGUGCUACACCUUGCUCAAACUCCUGGAGAAACAGGACCACUUGAUUCUGAAAGAAGAAUGGUUGAACUUGCGCCAGAAUCUGUGAGACAAGACAUACCUCUUCCAUCAGAAGGAACAAUUUAUUCCGAGUUCAAGCAACUCUUACUUCAGCUGAAUAACCUCAGCCAUGGUUACCAGCUGAAACUGGCCAAUAAUUUGUUCAUGCAGAAAGGAUACCAAUUUCUUCAGCAAUAUCUCACAAGUACUAAGGAAAUCUACAACGCUAUGGUGCAGAUAGUGGAUUUUUUCCUUGCUACCGAAGAAACAAGGAAGACAAUUAACCUUGAAAUUUACAAGCAGACCCAAGGAAACAUUAAGGAACUUUUUGCUCCAGGUGUGAUUGGACCACAAACGGUGCUGGUGCUGGCAAAUGCCAUUUACUUUAAAGCAACUUGGCGACAUCAAUUUGAUCCGAAGUAUACAACUGAAAGAAAUUUUAGGCUGAAUGAGAAUGAGACUAAACCUGUCCAUAUGAUGUAUCAGCAAGGGAGAUUUAAACUGGGACACACAGAUGGAAAAAGUGCUCAGAUCCUCUGCCUACCAUACGUUGAUGAACUUUUGUCCAUGAUUAUAAUAUUACCAAAUGACAUCAGCCAACUGGAGCAGGUGGAGGCUGCCCUGACCUGCAAGAAUUUAGCAAGCUGGCUUUCUCCAGGAAACCUGAGGGAGCAUCCUGUGGAAGUAUAUAUACCUCGCUUCAGGUUAGAAGCCGGCUAUGAUCUCAACCUGACGUUGCAAGGCUUGGGCCUCAUUGAUGUAUUCAGUGAAGCAAAAGCAGACCUCUUGGGAAUGUCCCCUUCCCCCCAACUCUUCUUGUCCACAGUUGUUCACAAAGCUUAUGUAGACAUCAAUGAAGUAGGGACUGAAGCAGCUGCUGCAACAGGUGUCGCAGUCUCCAAUAGGAGCUUAGAACACCAUGAAUUAUUUCUGGCUGACCAUCCCUUCCUCUUCUGCAUUCUGCAUAAUCCUACAGACACGGUUCUUUUCCUUGGGAAACUCUGCUGUCCUUGAAAUUCAAGCGGUAUUAUUUCUUUUCCUUGAGGCUUAUUAAAGUGUACUCCAAACCACAAAUUUCUUUGCAAUAACUUGAUU